Coffea eugenioides is the source of this 2787-nucleotide messenger RNA. RefSeq names its product ethylene receptor. Gene Ontology annotation, cellular component: endoplasmic reticulum membrane; endoplasmic reticulum. The record is from RefSeq and is a predicted model, not a curated record. Gene Ontology annotation, biological process: phosphorelay signal transduction system; phosphorylation; response to ethylene. Bases 208 to 2430 code for a protein of 740 amino acids. The transcript has 7 exons. Gene Ontology annotation, molecular function: ethylene binding; phosphorelay sensor kinase activity; ethylene receptor activity. NCBI's taxonomy places the organism in Eukaryota, Viridiplantae, Streptophyta, Magnoliopsida, Gentianales, Rubiaceae.
UUUCCUGUACACUUGAAAGCACAGCUCCAAAAAUAUAAACAAAGAGCUUCACUUUAUUUUAAAUGAAUUCAAUAGAAACUCCAAGAAUCAAAGCCUCAGAAAGAAGAAAUCUGAACUGCUCAUUCUUUUUCAACUUACAGUUCAUGGAUCUUGAAAAGAAGGGUGUGUAGACCAGGGACUAUCAGGGGUGGAGACAAUUAACUGAGCAUGGAGUCCUGUAACUGCAUUGAGCCACAAUGGCCUGCUGAUGAGUUGUUGAUGAGAUAUCAAUAUAUCUCAGAUUUCUUUAUAGCGCUUGCUUACUUUUCCAUCCCAUUGGAGUUAAUCUAUUUUGUCAAAAAAUCUGCUGUGUUUCCUUAUAGAUGGGUGCUUGUGCAGUUUGGUGCAUUUAUAGUUCUUUGUGGAGCUACGCAUCUUAUAAAUUUGUGGACCUUUACCAUGCACUCAAGAACUGUGGCCGUAGUCAUGACAGCGGCAAAAGUUUUGACGGCUGCCGUGUCAUGUGCGACAGCUCUAAUGCUCGUACACAUUAUACCUGACUUAUUAAGUGUCAAAACAAGGGAACUAUUUUUGAAAAAUAAGGCUGCAGAGCUAGAUCGAGAAAUGGGCCUAAUUCGUACACAGGAAGAAACUGGAAGACAUGUUAGAAUGUUAACUCAUGAAAUAAGAAGCACUCUUGAUAGACAUACUAUCCUAAAGACUACGCUUGUUGAGUUGGGCAGAACUUUAGCCUUGGAAGAGUGCGCAUUAUGGAUGCCAACACGCAGUGGAGUAGAGCUUCAACUGUCAUAUACUCUUCAUCACCAAAAUCCUGUUGGAUUUACUGUACCUAUACAGCUUCCUGUGAUUAAUCAAGUUUUUAGUACAAACCGUGCAGUAAAAAUAUCACCAAAUUCUCCUGUAGCAAAACUCCGACCUUCUGGAAAGUACAUGCAAGGAGAGGUUGUCGCUGUGCGUGUUCCCCUCCUGCAUCUCUCUAAUUUUCAAAUAAAUGAUUGGCCAGAGCUGUCAACAAAGCGCUAUGCCCUCAUGGUAUUGAUGCUUCCUUCAGAUAGUGCAAGGCAAUGGCAUGUCCAUGAGUUGGAGCUUGUGGAAGUAGUUGCCGAUCAGGUAGCAGUAGCUCUUUCACAUGCAGCAAUUUUGGAAGAGUCAAUGAGGGCUAGGGAUCUUCUUAUGGAGCAAAAUGUUGCCCUUGAUCUGGCAAGAAGAGAAGCAGAAACAGCUGUUUGUGCUCGUAAUGACUUCUUGGCUGUUAUGAAUCAUGAAAUGAGAACACCCAUGCAUGCAAUUAUUGCACUUUCGUCUCUACUUCAGGAGACUGAACUAACUCCUGAGCAACGCUUGAUGGUUGAAACAAUUCUCAAAAGUAGCAACCUUCUGGCUACUCUUAUCAAUGAUGUCUUAGAUCUUUCAAGGCUUGAGGAUGGUAGUCUUCAACUUGACAUAGAACCUUUUGAUCUUCAUGGUCUCUUCAAGGAGGUUCUUAACUUGAUAAAACCUAUCGCAUCUGUCAAAAAGUUGUUUGUCACACUGAGUAUGUCAUCUGAUUUGCCAGAGUAUGCGAUUGGUGAUGAAAAGCGGCUGAUGCAGAUCAUGUUAAAUGUUGUUGGCAAUGCUGUGAAAUUCUCAAGAGAGGGUGGCAUCUCAAUUUCUGCAUCUGUUGCAAAAUCUGAUUCUUUGAGAGAUCCUCGAGCUCCUGAUUUUUUCCCUGUGUUCAGUGAUAAUCACUUUUAUCUGCGUAUCCAGGUAAAAGACACAGGAUCAGGAAUUAGCCCCCAAGAUAUUCCUAAGCUAUUUACAAAAUUUGCACAGAGCCAGUCAUUAGCAGCUAAAAAUUCUGGUGGUAGUGGUCUUGGUCUUGCAAUUUGUAAGAGGUUUGUUAAUCUCAUGGAUGGGCACAUUUGGCUUGAAAGUGAAGGUCUUGGCAAGGGAUGUACUGCUAUCUUUAUGGUAAAACUUGGACUAUGUGGGCGUUCAAAUGAAGCUAAGCUCCAAUACGUGUCCAGAGCCCCUGUAAAUCAUGGACGAACAAAUUUUACCGGGCUCAAGGUCAUUGUAAUGGAUGAUAACGGGGUUAGCAGGAUGGUGACCAAGGGGCUGCUUGUGCAUCUAGGUUGUGAUGUUGCAACUGUCAGCUCUGGAGACGAGUGCUUGAAAGUAGUUAAUAAUGAGCACAAGGUGGUAUUCAUGGAUGUGAGCAUACCCGGUAUAGACAUUUAUGCAGUUGCAGUCAGGAUACAUGAAAAAUUUGCAAGACGUCGUGAUAGGCCACUCAUUGUGGCCUUGACAGGAAACACAGACAGGGUGACAAAGGAGAGCUGCAUGAGAGUUGGUAUGGAUGGAGUGAUACUAAAGCCUGUUUCUGUAGAUAAAAUGAGAAGUGUCCUGUCUGAACUUCUAGACCACGGAGUUCUGCUGGAGGCUCAAUAACCAGAACAGAACUGCAUUCAGUAUGAAGCAGCAAUAAGGCAGCUGGUAUACCCUACAGGAGUUGCUUGUACAUACAAGACAGACAUUGCCGCCUUGAGAUUGGAGCAGUGGUGCUAAAAGGGUUGCACACAUAAUGGGAUAUGCUUGGUUGUACAAGUGAUUGCAGGGUCAUUGAUAUAGCGAACAUUGGACAAACUCACAGAAAUUUUUUCCCCCUCCCCAAGUACUGUGGAUGCUUUGUUCAUGUACUACUUAAAUUUGUCACAUGGUGUAGUAUAAUUCUGCUUUGACAAAUCAAAGUUGUAUAAAUAAUUUUGGACACUCUACAGAUAAUAACCUCCAUUUUAGCAGCUAUAA